AGUCAGCUGGUCGAUCAGAAAACAAAAACACUCUAGCAUCUUCAUCAAUAUCAUCAUAAGCAAAGUGACAGCUGUCAUCCGACAGAAACAGCCUUCUCAUAAUAAACCGUCUCAUAUUUUGCGGUGAGAGUUUCAUCCUUAUCUGCUGUGUGGAAGUGCAAACAAAAUGUGAGACGUUUCACUUUCAUUGAGUCAAGAUGGCUGAUGACUUGGUUUCCUGCACAGCUGGGGCGCAAGCAGUCAUACGCUCCACUCAGCCCUGUCCCAGACAGAAGUACCGCAGUAAUGGCCAUUCACAGGGACUGCUGGAUGGACUCCUGAUGCUGCGACAAGGGGGGAUUCUGUUUGAUGUGGUUCUUAUGGUAGAAGAUAGGCCCAUCCAAGCUCACCGUAUACUUCUGGCGGCUUCAUGUGACUAUUUCAGGGGAAUGUUUGCUGGAGGUUUGCGGGAGAUGCAGCAAACUGAGAUCCCUGUUCAUGGAGUCACUUACACAGCAAUGACUAAACUGUUGGACUUCAUCUACACCUCUGAGCUGGAGCUGGACCUGGACACAGUGCAGGAGGUGCUGUGUGCAGCGACCCUACUACAGGUCCAAGAUGUGAUUGGCUUCUGCUGUGACUUCCUUUUCUCCUGGCUGGAUGAUGACAACAUCCUGGAGGUUGAGAAGCUAGCUGACAUCUAUGGUCUGAAUCAGCUCGGGGAGAAAAUUCGCACUUAUCUGCUCAAAAACAUCCAAAAGUUCUCACGUACACCAGUGUAUCGUAAACUUCCUGCAGAAAAGAUGCUGAGCAUUCUUUCCAGCGAUGAGUUGGAGGUGAGCUCAGAGAACGAGGUGUUUGAAGCAGCCCUGCAUUACCAUUACACACCUGAACAGGUGGAGAAGAACCAGGUGUGCUUACAGGAUCCAUUGCGAAUGUUGGAAGCAGUGCGGUUCUGCCUGAUGGAGAAGCACGUGCUACAGCGUUUGUACAGUCGAUUAAAACAAUGUCCGCUGCGGGACUCUGUGGCCGCCGCUCUGCGUUACCACAGUCAGGAGCUAUGGCAACCGGUGAUGCAAACCCCUCUUACUCAACCACGCUGCAACUCUCAGUGUAUUCUGGGCUUUGGUGGCAUGUAUUCAUCCAGCGCACUUGCGGACAACGAAGAGCGCUUCCAGGUGUUCCACCCCUCCUGGGGGGAGUGGCGUAGUCUCACUGCAGAUCGGGCUCCACGCAUGUCCAACAUGGGCAUUGCGGUGCUUAAUAACUUUGUUUACUUGGUUGGAGGAGACAAAAACACCAGUGGCUUUCGUGCUGAAGCUCGAUGCUGGCGGUACGAUCCUCGGCACAACAGCUGGUGUAUAAUUGAACCUUUACGACAACAGCACGCAGAUCAUUGUGUCUGUGUAGUUGAUAAAUAUAUCUACGUCAUCGGUGGACGCAACUAUACCAAUGAAUUGGACUGUGUUGAGUGCUACAACCCUCAAGCCAACACCUGGGAAUAUGUGGCACCGCUAAAACGAGAGGUAUAUGCCCAUGCUGGAGCAGUGAUUGAUGGGAAGAUCUACAUUGCGUGUGGUCGGCGGGGAAUGGCCUAUCUUAAGGAGACCUACUGUUAUGAUCCCACUGGCAAUCACUGGAGCAUAUGUGCUGAAGGCCCGGUGGAGCGUGCCUGGCACGGAAUGGCAGCACUGAAUGGCCGAGCUUAUGUAAUUGGAGGAAGCAACGAUGGUUGUGGUUACCGACGAGACGUCCUCAAGGUGGCAUGCUACAACCCAACAGCAGAUGUGUGGUCUGUGGUGAGCCCAUUGCCUGCUGGUCACGGAGAGCCAGGGAUGGCCAUUCUCGAUGGAUGCAUCUACAUCCUGGGUGGGAGGUCGCAUGAUAAGGGCAGUCGCAUGAAGUAUGUUCACAUUUAUAAUGCAGAGGAGGACCAUUGGGAGAGUGGAACAGCCCUCGAGGACCGCGUAUCCGGGCUUUCAGCCUGUGUCGCACUUUUGCCACAGGCAACCAUGUCCAAUGCACACAGCUGGGAACAGAGAGCUAAAGCAUCAUGGGAGGAGGUAGACUGGGACGAAUCUGACAACUCCAGUGAGGACUGAUGUGUUAGUGCUACACAAAUAGCUUGUACAAUUGCAAAGUGACGGAAUGAUAUACUUUAUUACAUUUAAGAGCCCUAAAAAAAUUCCAUAAUCAAGUUUUAAUCAUUUUUUUAAAAUGUGUAAUUCAUUAAUGUGUAAAUGGUAAAGACUGUUGAGCCUGUCUAUAAAUAGCUACAAGUGUGUUGGAAGUGUUCAGGUUCUUAAAGGGAUAGUUCACCCAGAAAUUCUGUCAUAUCAUCCUCAUGUCGCUCCAAACCCAUAUGAACCCGUAUAAAAAAUCUUCACACUGCUCUUUACCACAUAAUGAAAGUGAAAAAAAGGACAAAAUAACACCAUAAAACCACAAUAAAAGUAGUUGACAAUACUCACGCAUAAGUCUUCUGAGGUCAGAUUUUUCAUUUUGUGCUCCACAGAAAAAUUAUAAAUCAUACAGGCUUGGAGUGAUAUGAGAGUGUGAAUAAUGAUAGAACUUAUUCAAAUCAGCAGUAAAAUCGGACAAAACUGGAAUCAUAAACUGAUACUUUACCUCAGAUAACGCAAAAAAAACCUGCAUUUUUCCCAUCAUUUGUUGCUCAUGUGCAUGCGCAUUCUCGGGUUUAUUGACAGGCGAUAUCUGUAUCUAAAAGGUGAUUGGCUCUUUUACCUGUAAGACAGGACUUCCUUUCUACAUCCGUUGACUAUUGGGCAUUCUAAUUUCUCUCAUUCAUUUUAAUAGAAGUGGCCUGUCUCGGCUAUAAAAGUCUCUGAUACAAGUUAAGCUCAAUUGAUAGCAUUUGUGGCAUAAUGUUGAUUACCACAAAAAUGAUUUUGUCCCUCAUUUUCUUUAAUAAAAUAAAAUAAUAAAAUAAAAAUCUGGGUUACAGUGAGGCACUUACAAUGGAAGUAAAUAGGGCCAAUCUGUAAACAUUAGAAUACUAAAAAAUAUAUCCACAAGAUGUAAACAAUAUGCACGUAAACAUGAAAAAAAUCACUUACUAACAUUUUCUGUGUAAAGUUAUAGCUAAUUUUAGAACUUUGUUGCUAUGAUGAUUUAAUGUAAACAGACCCUAAAACGACUGUAAAAAAAUUAUGAUUUAAACAACUUUACAGCUCAAAUAAUACAUGAGUUUGAACAGAAAAAUUAAUGUAAGUGCUUUUAUAAAUUAUAAGCUUUACAUUUCUACUUUAAACUCUGUGGACCCAGUGGCAGGUCCAAAGGUGGGCGCUAUAUUGCGAAAAAAGUUUACGCUUAAAAUGUUAACGUUUCUGUAUACAUAAGUCAGGCAUAUGAGGUGUCAUUUGAAAGCUUAGAAUAUCUUUUCAGAGGUAAACACUUCUGCAUUUAUUUUACUUAAAAUAACAAAUUAAAGCCUCAAAAUAUUCGUGUUGAAUAUUAGUGCCCCCCAGAGGUAAUGGAGUAGAAAUAUUUAUAUGAAAAUAAAAGUCCCUCACAUAGCACAUAAAGGACAAGUUAUAUAUCAAAUGAAAGCUCACAUUCUCAGCAAUGUGACUGUACAGUUUAUUUUGUUGCCCUAAUACCACAGUUCGAAAGAUUUUCAAAAGAAUUACAAAGUGAAAUAUGAUUUCUGUAAGCCAUCAAACACAAAUGUCUCUUUUAUGUGCCGAACAUUGCAUAGUUAAAAACUUUAUAUAUGCUUUUACCUUAGGCAGUUUUCUAAAAAAAUUAGCCAUUUUUUACUUCUCUGUGAGCUUGCUUGGCUGAAUAAUCCAAUGUUAUAUCUUAGGUGUCCAGAACAAAAAAUGCUAAACAUAUCAUCAUAAAAAUAUGUUUUCGACUAUUGAUGAUAAAAUAUAUAUAUCAUCACAAAGGGGAGGAUCUCAGCUUUCUAAUGACUCUUAAAUUGAGCUUCUAGUCCACUCAGAGGACGAGAUAUUUGAUGAAACAAAAAGGGUGAUGCUUGAAUGAAUAAUUAGACUGAAUAUCUAUGGACAAGCACAUCUGUGAGGGCUAAAAUGCACCACCUACAUUUCAGAUCUGCAUUUUGUGAUGGAAUGUGAUAGAGAAAAAGCCUUAUUUUGGCUUGCUGCCAAAGUGAGGUAGAGUGAACAGAACCACAAUUACAUGUUUACAAAGUUUGUAAAAAAAAACAACAUUUUUUUCCCAAAAAAACAUUCGAUUUAUUUUAAGAUGAUAAACUCAUACAAUAUUUUUUAUGAAUAAUUAGAGUCUUUUUUUGGGGGGGGGGGGGGGGGCAUUUCUGAAAAAAUGAGACCAAUUUUUUGCAAUUAGUCCACAGUAUGUGUGAAUGGUGAGCUUUUAAAUGUGAAUGUUAGAGUGUGAAUUGCGGGUAGCAGCCCCAAAAUGCACCACAGUUUAAGGUGUGAAACACUCCAAAAAUUGGCCCCAUUUACUUCCAUUGUAAGUGCCUCAUUGUAAACUUGAUUUUUGCUUCUUUUUUAAAAAAGAAAAUGAAGGAAGAGUCUAAAUGUUUUUUUUGUGGUAAUCAACAUUAUGCCAUAAACUCUGUCGAUUGAGCUAAACUUGCAUUGAACCAGGAAUAUUCAUUAAAACAAAUUUUUCUCUUAAAAUUAUUAUUACAGUAAUGCGAAACAAUCUCAUUCCCAAAACUGUAAUACCAGCCUAAGUAUAAAGUAACAAAAAUCAUCCUGUCUGAUUUAUAUAUAUAUAUAUAAUUAAAAUCAGCAUGAAUUAAAUUCAGUACAACAAAUAAUAGGAUGAUAUUUGUUUACAAAUUUUUGUUUACAUUUUGUUUAUAAUGAUGGUGCCUUUAUUUUACUGAUGUUUUUUUUAGAACGUCCAAUGCCUUUUUAAUUAAUAGAUUUUAUUUAAGUGCAAUAACAUGAUUUUCAAAGAAAAAAAAUGAAAUUUUGUGUGGUGAACAGAAUAAUAUAGUGAAUGUUGGUUGUUGAGUGACUACAAAGAGACAUGGUGGGUUCUGCAUAAAUUGCAAGUUAUUGAUUUAAACCCUUUUAAUGUUAACCUCUCUUAAUUUUAAUUAUUAUUUUUUUAUUUUUUUAUUAUGUUCUGUUAAAAAUUCCUUUAAAAGCAAAAUGUUAUGCCCUGAAAUUGACUAUAUACUGCUUCUUACAAUUUGUUUUUUGUUGUAUUUAAUUUAUGUCUGGAAUAUAUCAGACUUAUUGCCACUUUAAACUUUACACUCUAAAUUUCUUUAUUAGAUUUGUUUCACAAAGUUGAAUGUCAUAAUCAGGAUUCAUAAUCAUCAUCAUAUUAAGUCUGCAAAUAUUUGAAAUAUUUAAUAUUUUAUCAAUUAAAAUAAAAAAUUUUUUUAAUGCAAACUAUCACGAUAUGAUACAAAUAUUCUUUCACUUAAUGGUACAAUACUUAUUUUUUGACUGUAAUUGCUAAAACUAAUUCAUCUAAUUUCAUCUUUUUGGGGGGGUGGGCUUUUAUGUUGUAACUACAUUGUUUGCAAUGUUAAGGUUCCUUAACGAGUAUAUAAAGAGACAAUAAAGAGUAAUCGAUGGUAUUGCAGUUGUCUGGUGUACUUUACACAACUUGACUCGAUCAUACAGCCAGCUUUAAGCAGAAGUAACCAUUAGGCUACAGAAACAGAGAAAGAAAGCAGAGUGAAUUAACAGAAGGAAUAUUUUCUCAGAUUGGUGUCUCAGCAACAGAUGCCAGUGCUGCUAGUAUCCUGUAUUAUGGUGUUUUAACAGCCUCAGCUGCAUUAACCGACAUAUCUCUUUUUAACAUCACCCAGAGGGGCUCUUAAGGCUUCAGUUUAGUGUUAAAUGGUCUGUGGAUGGUUAUUACAGCGUGAAGAUUUUUAUGUUCUCUCACUUUCCUGCACACUCUCUCAUGCAUUCACAUAGACAUAAAAACCCUUUCAGCAUGUCUGUUUCAUU
Messenger RNA from Myxocyprinus asiaticus (Chinese sucker), 5909 nucleotides. Its product is annotated as kelch-like protein 22. Gene Ontology annotation, cellular component: cytosol; nucleus; polar microtubule. The record is from RefSeq and is a predicted model, not a curated record. NCBI's taxonomy places the organism in Eukaryota, Metazoa, Chordata, Actinopteri, Cypriniformes, Catostomidae. The transcript is spliced from 8 exons. Gene Ontology annotation, biological process: protein monoubiquitination; proteasome-mediated ubiquitin-dependent protein catabolic process; positive regulation of TORC1 signaling. Gene Ontology annotation, molecular function: protein binding. Bases 198 to 2081 code for a protein of 627 amino acids.